GAGAAAAGAAGGGAAGCCAAGAGCUGAAGAGAGAGAGAAUGAGAGAGAGACAGAGUGAGAGACAGAGAGAGAGAGCGAGAGACAUAGAGAGAGGAAUAAAAACCUGCCCUCUUCCACGCUUGCUCUCACAGUCCCUGCUCACACUUCUCUGGGUCGGACCAGCUGACAGGACUGAGUGCACUCACACCCCGGAGGCCUGAGUGUCCCCCUCUUCUCCUCCUCCGCCUUCCUCUCCUACUCCUCCUCCUCCUCCUCCUGCGCUCACCUUUAAAUCACCGAGUCUGGCGCGAGAGCCGGGGAUUUCCCCAGAGGAAAAGUGGGAGGACGCGAACGAAAAAAAAAGGGAACACGAGAUGUUCGCAGACACUGAAUGAGGAGAGAGAGAGAGAGAGAAAAACAGAGUGAAAGAGAGAGAGAGAGAGAGAGAGAGAGAGAGAGAGGGGAGAGAGCUCACCCUCACAAUGCUGCGAGCGAGCGGCAGUGGUGCCAGGGGCUCGUCUGUUCUGGGCUGGGGCUGGAUCGUGGGGAUGACAAGGCUGGAACUGCGGCUCCACUGAUCCUCCAGCGCUAGGCGCGCUAACCGCUACCCCCGCCGCGGCCCGCCCGCUCCCCCUCCGCAGGGGCACUAUGUGGAUGUUUCUCCGGGCCGUGCUGUGGACUGCAGGCGCCGCACUGACUCUCGCUGCCGGGCACAGCUUCGGCCAGGACUACUACGAGGGCGCUGAGGACACAGAGGACGCAGAGCUGGGGGGUGUGGGAGAGAGCAGACUGGACACAGUGAGCAGUGUGGAUGAGCUUCUGGAGAUGCUGUAUCCCGAGUACAGCCUGGUGCACCACUGUUUGCGGAAGAGGGCGCACACCACCCCCUACCCGACCCAGCCCACAGAGGGUCUGUGGGGCAGCCCCCUGCAGGCUGCACACUACAUGAUGGACGGGACCUUCGAAGCAAUUAUGGAGGAGAUGCAGCGGACGGCCUGUCGGCCUCGGGAGGUGUGUCUGGAGGUGUCGAAGGAGUACCCAGAGAGCACCAGUCACUUCUACGUGCCCCGCUGUGUGUCUGUGUACCGCUGUGGAGGCUGCUGCACCCACGAGGCACUGUUCUGCACCAACACCAGCCAGAGCCUGGUCAACAAGACCCUGGUUCAGCUGACCCCGCCACAAACAGAGCGCACUGUGAUCAUGGCAACCUUUGUGAACCACACAGCAUGCGAGUGUCAACACAAGAGGGCCCUCCGCCCAAUCAUAAGGCGAGAGGCCGUCUUCCACCACACCCUGUGUUCGCCCCCUGACACCCCCUGUGAUGUGGGGCUGGUCUGGGAUCCCACAGGCUGUCAGUGUGUGUCUGAGGAUGAGAGUGCUCUGUCUGCAUCUGAGCUGGACCCCCUGGAUGCAGCCCUGCUGGCCCUCUGCGGCCCCAGCAAGGUGCUGGACGAGGAACGGUGUGAGUGCGUGUGCCAGAACGGGAUGACGGAGGCCAGCUGUGGGCCGGGGUGGAGACUGGACGAGGCGGCCUGCGAGUGCGUGUGCGAGGGCCAGCCUGCCCCCGGGGCCUGCCCCCCCAACCAGCGCUGGGACCCCGAGCUGUGCGGCUGUGUCUGCAGCGCCAACUGCCCCCGGAGCCAGCCGCUCAACCCCGAAACCUGCCUGUGCCAGUGCCGGGAGAGCCCCCAGACCUGCCUCCUGCAGGGCAAGAAGUUCAACCCCCAGUCCUGCAGCUGCUAUCGGCUGCCCUGCCGGAAUCCACACAGGAAGUGCCCCACGGGGUUCUAUUACAGCCACUAUGUGUGUUACUGUGUCCCCAACUACAUGAGGUCAGGGGAGUGGAACUGAGAGGGGGGCCAUCAUCCAAUCGCAUUAUUUAUUUCCCUUGACAGACACGGACCCACUUGCAGUAUCCAGGGGCGACGCAGGUUGUACAUAUAGCUCAUAGAUACGAACGGAGCAGGAUUUUAACCGAAGCAGUUUGGGGUUGAGAGCCUUGCCGAAGUGUGAUUACGGAAACAGCCAGUCCAGAAUUUGCCCGCUGCAGGCCUCCUUGUUUCCCUACCCUGUUGCCUAGUGAUGUGACACGUGGUUUCCCUGGCGGCCACAUCCAGGGCUGGUACUGCAGGGGUGGGAUUAACAUCACCAUGGAAGUCUACUAAUUAAGAACAGAUCUGCUUGGACAAGAAUCAGACAAUGCAGCAGAAACUUGUUUUUUUUUUUUACAUUAAAUAGGAUCAGACAAAAGGUUCAUAAUGACUGAGCCUGGAACAGCAUUUCCUUUAGCCGCUGUCUCAGGAGGGGCACUGCUUACAGAGAAUAAAGUGGAUAAUUCCAAGGACAGCACACUUUUGGAUGCUACUGCUCCAUCACAGAAUCAAACCGCCAGGUGCUCAUAUAACGAAGAGAUUCACGGUUAGCUUGCUGGACUAUAGACCCAGGUCAGUGAACCAGGAACCAAUCUUUCCAAUCGCUUAUUUUCCUUAUUUUGUUUUUACCUCCUAUCUUCCUGACCCAGGAAUCGAUCCGCCAUCUUUAAAGACAUUCCAGCCCAUCAGUUGUUCCCUCUAGGAGCUGGGAACAACUGAUGGGUGGCCCCCAAACUUUUCUUUGAGCAAGGAAACAGGAGCGCAUCCUUUGCGGAUAGUAUUUUUUCAGAAAGCAUGACAUAUAAAUGACCUGUGGAUCCACCUCUCCCAAUUUGCCAUGUCUGCAACUGAUGUGGCUUUGAUGUUUGAAGGAUCAAACAAUCUAAUUCACAUUUUCUGAACUGUGAGCUUGGAGCAUGAAAAGGAGCAGGGAAAGGAGAUAGGAGAUUAAAAAUAUGCGAUUGGAAAGAGUCCCUGGAUCUAUCAUCCUGUACCUAGAGGAUGAUGUCACUUCCUGUAGCAUAUUUGUGUCAUCUCCAGUCCUGUUUUUCCCUGAAUGUCCUUCAGUUGAGCAUUACAGUACAGUCUCGGACUGCAAAUACUUGAGUAAGUGCUCUACAUAUAGUUAAACAUGUAAAACUUUGUCACAUAAUGUAGCUAAUGGUUUUGCAAAGUGACCGAAUGUAGCCAUGUUUCAUAAACCCAUUUAUAAGACUGCCAAACUAUGGUUCCACAACACUAAGUUUCAAACUGUACAUUUUCUGAAAUACCUUUUAUUUUAUUUUCAUGUUUUUAAGAAUUAAAUUAAAUGUUCACAUAACAAAAAAAGUAUUUAGUAUAAAUAAUAUGCUACAGAAUGUAACCCUGGAAAUAAGACCAAAUAAAUGCAUAUUUAUUAAAAAGAAAGGUUCCAUCAUGAAUAAAAUAUUCCCCACAGCUUA
This is a messenger RNA of Conger conger (European conger), 3292 nucleotides long. RefSeq names its product vascular endothelial growth factor C-like. The record is from RefSeq and is a predicted model, not a curated record. The transcript has 7 exons. Bases 628 to 1830 code for a protein of 400 amino acids. Gene Ontology annotation, biological process: sprouting angiogenesis; positive regulation of endothelial cell proliferation; positive regulation of angiogenesis. Gene Ontology annotation, cellular component: membrane. NCBI's taxonomy places the organism in Eukaryota, Metazoa, Chordata, Actinopteri, Anguilliformes, Congridae. Gene Ontology annotation, molecular function: growth factor activity; chemoattractant activity; vascular endothelial growth factor receptor 3 binding.